This is a messenger RNA of Neurospora tetrasperma FGSC 2508, 364 nucleotides long. RefSeq lists its product as uncharacterized. The record is from RefSeq and is a predicted model, not a curated record. NCBI's taxonomy places the organism in Eukaryota, Fungi, Ascomycota, Sordariomycetes, Sordariales, Sordariaceae. The coding region runs from base 1 to 204 and encodes 67 amino acids. Gene Ontology annotation, molecular function: DNA binding. The transcript is spliced from 2 exons.
AUGCCGCCCCAUCGUCAAGCCCAGAAUCAAGCGAUCUGGCAAGAGUUUACCCUCGUCGAGAACCCUGGUCGGAUUUCCCAGUUCGCCAACUGCCGUCACUGCGAUUACCGCGCUGCUGCAAAUGUCACCCGUCUUCGCCAGCACUUGCAAGAGUGUGAGGGAAGGCUAAGGUUGACCUUUAUGCCACGGAAGCAAUCCUUCUGAUUGGUAGAGGAUUUGCUCUCUUUGAGAGCAGUCCCAUGAGGGUAUUCCUCUAUGCCUUGAUACCUCUCUAUACCCCGCCGAACGCCGCAGCGAUCCGUAAUGAAUAGCUGCCUAAGAUUUACUAGUUUAUGAAGAUUCAGCUAAAGACUACUAUUGUCGA